AUGUCGGUGAACGAGAAACGCAAUUUUCAACCCAUUACAACCCCCCGAGCUGCGACUUCCCCCACGUCGGACCGUGAAGUGCUUGACCAACGAUUGCAGCGGCUCUCCGACGACGUCCUCCCCCCCGUUCCAUAUUUACUCACAUUUCCGACCAAAACGCCCUUUAACCUGGGAACCCGGUCCGCCAACAAUUGGGCUGUAGGGCAUGACAGACCCUUCAGCUUGGAGGAGCAGCAACUACAAUAUAUGACCUUCCUGACACACCACGACACAGACUCAUUGCUUCUAGCUGUCGGGGACUGGUCAGACGAAACGGGGCGCAUGAUGACCGAUCGAUCAACAGCCCCAAGUACUGUAGAAAGUUCAAGAGAAACUGUGUCCAAAAAGAAAAUUAGUCUCAAGGACUACAAGACCCAGAAGACCAGUGCCGCAGUCGCAUCCCCCGUUGGCCUCGAAGCGGGUAGCCGAGGCGCAUCAAACUCCGCCAAGUCCGAGGAAAGACGACAGAUGACAUCUUCGGAGCCUCUCAAUAUUUCCGAUAAGACUAAAAUGUCUCGAAUGCCACCGAAGUCCCAUGCGCGUCUCUCCCCCGAAAGAGCGGGCCAGAAACGGCCAUCUGGGUCGGAACUUGAAUUUCCUCACCCCUCAGUGACUAAGAAGUCUGAAGCACAUCCUACAAAGAAACUGCGACUGUGUCCCGAGAAAGACACACGCCGAGAGCCCAGCCCUGUCAAAUCGUAUUCCCCCAAGUUGCCCGCACUUCUCUCGCCUACUCUUCCACCGACAUCGGGUGGUCCCAGACUUCCGCGCUUAUUGUCUCCUACCCUCCCCCCAGAUAUCGAAAAGGAGUUGGCUCGCCUUGAGGACCGUCCACCAUCUCGCAAUAGUCGGGCAGGAAAGGGAUUGCCUGCCAAGGAAUCCAAUACCCAAGAAUAUACAAGAGACCACGCCCGUGUCGACACACAAAAGACGCAGCUUCUUACCAAACUGCGGUAUGGAAGAGCGAACCGAAAACGUGUCGAAGCCUUGCUUAAAUUUUCUGGUAAAAAGAAAGCGCAUCUGUCGGAUUCACCGGUCAGUCAGGAUACCGAUCGUGAUGAUGUCUUCCAUUCCAGGAAGAAAGGGGGAGAUACUGGAUUGUUUCGUGGGUACACAUCUGGGGAUCCGAAAGGCAGGAAAAAUGAGACGGGUGAAGCUAUUGGCCCUCAAUAUGGUCGCUCAAAAGAGCCAAAAAGCUACCCCGAAAAGCCUCGAACGCCGGUUGCUCAGACACACCUGACCUCUCAUUCAACCACCAGUGACAAAACCAAAGCAGCUUCGAUCACGCCUGUAAAAGACCUGAAAGACCAAAAACCUUUUACCUCUCGUCGAAACGAGCCCGGAGAGACUGAUAGCAAAGCUCCUUCUAAUCCCGCCAACAAGCGUCAUUCCGUUGAUCCCGGGUCAACUAUGAAGGCUUCUCCGACACAGGUAGAUGGACGCACGCGCAAUGAGCGGCAAGUGUGGUGGGAUGAGUGGCAAAAGUUUGCGAGCAUCGGUCGUGAAUUGAAACAUGCCGCAGAGCGGCACACCUCUAAAACUGGGAUCUCGGUCACUGACGAAAAGCUAGCUGUUGUGACUGCAAUAGAAGCGUUGUUGUCCUUUAUUAUGGCGUUUGUAGCGAACGACCAGGCCAAGGCUUCAUCGCGCCAGGUCGGGGAUUCCUCAACAUGGCUGUCCAUCGUGCCAUACUGGCGUGUGGUCAGGAAGAACAGUGUACCAUAUCCGGCCUUAAACAGUCUCUGCUUGCUCCUUGGGGCAGUGUCCUUCACGGCCAUUCAUACUCUCGAUCUUGAACGUCUCGCGAUAAGCCCAAUUCCUGGAGAGCACACCCCGGUUCCCACCCCUGGGAGUGAUGGAAACGCAGCCCUGUCGGAUGAGAACAGGAAAAGCAAAAAGGAAUUUUCAGAGCUGAAGGUUCGUCUUCCUGAGUGCUACAAAGAGUCCCAGAGGCUAUGGAUAGAGGGCACACGGGGUCUCUCUGAAGAUAUCCUUGGCCGUGAGUUCCCCACUAUCUGGUCCCAGCGAUCUCGAAAUUACUCGGAACGAGGCCGAUCAUCUCUCAAGGCUGGUGAAUAUGCUGGAAGUUAUUUCCUACCACUUGGAGGUACUACACCGCCCAUCGAAGUGGUUCGGUUUGGCUGGUUCCUGCUGAAAGAAUGGUGCUCGAAGGAACGAGUGGAGUGGAAUGGACGUCUUGGUCUCUAA
Messenger RNA from Penicillium digitatum Pd1, 2247 nucleotides. RefSeq lists its product as uncharacterized. Lineage: Eukaryota; Fungi; Ascomycota; Eurotiomycetes; Eurotiales; Aspergillaceae. The record is from RefSeq and is a predicted model, not a curated record.